UUUGUUUGUUAAACUCUCUCACUCUGAAGUAAAAUGGACCCUGAUCAGACUCGUGACUCAAUUAUGAUAAGCCAUGGCCUGUACUUAAUUUGAGCAGUUGUGUGUUUCUGUGGAAUGAUUGAUUGCCAUAUUGAUAACCACUGAUGUGAUGGGAAAAAUCAACGAAGAUCGAUUUUUGGAAGUUUUGUGAGAUUUUGUGGAAAUGAAGAUGGAUAACUUGAAUGAGAGGUUUAAAGGUUGCCAAAUGCAAUCUCCAAUAGUAAUAAUGAGGGCAGCGUCAUAACCGAGCCUUACGAAGUGCGUUAACGUUUAUGAACUUGUGAAUUGUGAUUAUCUAGACAGGAAUUCUUUCUUGCGGCUCGCCUACCAGGCAAUGAUGGGGAGGUGAAGGAGAUUGGAGAACAAACACACACAUGUGAUGCGAUGUGUUGUAUAGUGGUGGGGUAACGUGUGUACAUUUCACCACAUGGCGCAUACCUGCUGAUAAGUUCGUCGGAAAUUUGUUAAAAAAUACUCCCAACUCCCAAGGUUUCCAGCGUCAACGGAUUUGUCCAUCUUCAAACCCACGUGCAAUUGUUGUCGGUUUUUUGGUCUCUCGAUUAAUGUAAAAUAAGAUGUGUGAUAUGGAGAAAUAUUCAAAAUAUUCGAUUCUAACGCGAAUGUAGUGUUUGUUUUCGUUUAUAUUUAGAGAUUAUUUUAGCUAAGUGAGGUGUGCAAAAAACGUGUCAUAAUAGCGAUGAUUAAUGAGUACGAGCAAACAAUGCAAACUAAAAACUAACUAGGGCCGCACUUUCGAUGUCAAAUUGUGAUCCUUAUCUGUUCGAUGAAACUGAGUCGGAAACAACAUGGAAACCAACUCGAAUGGAUACAGAAUUGUUCGAUUUGACCGAAGAUAGAGAUCAAACCGAAACAUUGUUUCUUUACCGAUCAUUGACCAGUAUUCUAAAUAAACUGACGCUCGAAAACAUCUCCACAUUGAUAACCAAAUUGGAAAAUUUGCCAGUUAAUACUCCCAUCAAGAUGCAAAACGUUGUGAACAUGAUACAUGAAAAGGCAAUAAAUGAAGUUCAAUUUCGACCCGUUUAUGCGAAAGUCUGCAAUAAACUGAAAAAGAAACGAAUGGCGGAUGAAACAGGAACGUCGUCGAUAUCUUUUGCUUCAAUUUUAGCGAAUCGUUGUACAAGACAUUUCGAUAUCAGUUUAAACGAAGUUGUGCUGUUUGACAAACGAAAAUUUGAUAUCAGUUUAUUGAACUGCGAAGAAACGAGAAAAGCUGAGCUAGAUGAAUGUAUUGAAAAUGAAACUCGACAUUUCAAGCAAUGUGUUGGAAACUGCUGUUUCAUUGCAGAAUUAUUCAAGUUCAACAUAAUCCCUCGAGGUAUAUUGUUCCACAUUUUGGAACGUCUAUCGAAAUCCAGAAGAAGCAUAGCUAUGGAAUCCAUUUGUGCCAUUCUCAUUACCAUAGGAGAAUUUUAUGAAAGAAAAUUUGGAAAACUUCCUUCCGCAUAUUUUGGUAGAAUUGAAUCAACUGUAUUUCAAACUCCUAAUGAAUUACCGAUGCGAAUUCGAUUCAUGGCGCAAGACCUAUUCGAUUUGAAACAAAAUUCCUGGCAACCGAGAAAUCGUCGACUCGAAAUGAUUGAUGAACCAUUCACCCUUCAAAUCAAAGGGGAGGCGUUAGAAGAGUGUGCAUCUAGAAAUUCAGAAGAGGUGGAUCAGAAACCACUAAUACCACUUAAUGACGAAUCCACCGCUGCAACAGAACCGAAUCUUUUACAGGAACAGAUUGUUUUUGCUGAACGAAUAGCCAAAGAAAAAAGGGACCAAUCGAAUAAGGAAAAACCACAAAAUAUUUCCUCAAGUAACGUUCUUCGACCAUUAUUACGCCCCAACAAUCGCUUGGAUAUCAAGAACCAGACUAGACGUUCGAUUUUUCGUCGUCAUUCUUCGAACUCUUCACGAAAUCCUUCGACAUCGUCUUUUAUUCGUAAACCUUUGGCGCCUCCUACUUAUCGCCGUAUGUUGGACUACAUCAACGGUAAUACCGUUAAUAACAGGGGUUAUUAUCCGAAUUCCAACGAUUGGACUGAUAAUACGCGCCGUUUAGACCCACGAUUCAAUAGAACCAAAUCAAGAGUUCGUAUUCAUUCUACUGACAAAAGAUAACUGAUCGCUGUAGUUUUGAAAAUGAUAUCAUUUUCUAUGGUGUUCGUGUUCCUGAGUGCUGACCUGCCGACGACGUUUGUGAACAAUCAAGUUGUUCGUAGAAAUGAAGACGAAUUAUUCGUAAUUUUCUUGUCUAGAAGAAAAUAGUUCAAUUUUAUGUAAAUAGCAAAGGUUAGAGUCAUUUUUUUAUUAGUUCUAUUUUGUUUAAAUAAUUUUUAAAAUGGAAAAACCGUAAUUGAAGCUAAACGUUGAUCAAAUAAGCUCGUAUGGAAUAGACAUCAAGAAUUCGUAUUCAUCAACAUUGAAAUAUGGUCGAAGUCGAAGGUUGCAUUACUACCUACUUUAUGGACUUCGGUACAAGUUUGAUUAUUAUUGAUGAAUAAAUUAACGUUCCUUGUGUUUUUA
This is a messenger RNA of Planococcus citri (citrus mealybug), 2571 nucleotides long. Its product is annotated as eukaryotic translation initiation factor 4 gamma 3-like. The coding region runs from base 796 to 2166 and encodes 456 amino acids. Gene Ontology annotation, molecular function: mRNA binding; translation initiation factor activity; protein binding. The record is from RefSeq and is a predicted model, not a curated record. Gene Ontology annotation, cellular component: eukaryotic translation initiation factor 4F complex. The transcript is spliced from 11 exons. NCBI's taxonomy places the organism in Eukaryota, Metazoa, Arthropoda, Insecta, Hemiptera, Pseudococcidae.